UGUGCCUGUCAGAUGUCCUACUCUGCGCAAGAAACCAAUGUUCAGGAAGAGAACUGUCAAUAUAGCUAAAUAAUGAUAUAAUAUGUAAUACAAUUAAUUAAAAAAGGAUAACGGAUAUUUCAUUCAGUUGAGGGCCUGCCGUCGCCAUGGAGGAGACUGAUAGGGAGGCUGUUGCCACGGCGGUGCAGAGGGUUGCGGGGAUGCUACAGCGGCCAGAUCAGCUGGACAAAGUCGAGCAAUACCGCCGGAGAGAGGCACGCAAGAAGGCGUCGGUCGAAGCCAGACUAAAGGCAGCUAUCCAGUCCCAGCUGGACGGGGUGCGCACGGGCCUCACCCAGCUCCACAACGCCCUGGUCGACGUCAAGGACAUCCAGAACUCGCUGGCGGACGUCAGCAAGGACUGGAGGCAGAGCAUCAACACCAUCGAGAACCUGAAGGACGUGAAGGACGUGGUGGUGCAGCACAGCCAGCUGGCCUCUGCCGUGGAGAACCUCAAGAACAUCUUCUCAGUGCCAGAGAUCGUGCAGGAGACGCACGCCCUCAUCGAGCAGGCCGAGCUGCUGCAGGCUCACCGCAAGCUGAUGGACCUGGAGUGCUCCCGCGACGACCUCAUGUACGAGCAGUACCGCAUGGACAGCAGGAACGCGCACGACAUGAACCUCAUCCGCAACUACUUCGGCGACGUGCAGAGCCUGUCGGACGAGCUGGCCAAGCAGCUGUGGAUGGUGCUGCAGCGCUCGGUGGUGACGGUGCGCCGCGACCCCACCAUGCUGGUGUCGGUGGUGCGCGUCAUCGAGCGCGAGGAGAAGAUCGACCGCCGCAUGCUGGACCGCAAGAAGCAGACGGGCUUCAUCCCGCCGGGGCGGCCCAAGCGCUGGAAGGACAGGAUGUUCGAGGUGCUGGAGCGCACGGUCAGCACUCGCAUCGAGGGCGCGCAGGCCGAGACGCGGGAGCUGGACAAGAUGUGGCUGGUGCGGCUGCUGGAGAUCACGCGGCGGAACGUGGUGGACGACCUGCUGGUGGUGAAGAACCUGAUGGUGCAGUGCUUCCCGCCGCACUACAACACCUUCCGCGUCUUCUUCGACCUCUACCACCGCGCCCUCUCCGCCCGCGUGCAGGAGCUGGCCGCCGAGGAGCUGGAGGCUAACGAGAUCGUCUCCCUCCUCACCUGGGUGCUCAACACGUACAAAAGCAUAGAGAUGAUGGGCCACCCUGAGCUCUACGCCGAGUGUGACGUCAGCCAGCUGGAGCCUCUCCUGCCUAAAGAGGUGGUCGAUGAUCUGCUCAGCAAGUACAUCCAGACUUUCACAUCCAACAUCACAGGCUGGCUCCGCAAGGCCCUGGAGACGGACAAGAAGGACUGGAAGAAGGAAACGGAGCCAGAGGCGGACCAAGAUGGCUACUACCAAACCACACUUCCCGCCAUUGUGUUCCAGAUGUUCGAACAGAACCUGCAAGUGGCGGCCCAGAUCGACGAGACCUUCAAAGAGCAGGUGCUGUUGCUGUGCCUAAAGCAGAUGAACUCAUUCCUACACAGGUACCGGGAGGAAGCAAUCACCUAUAAAGAAGAUCACUUGAAAGACCGGCAGCUGCCUCAGUGCUACGUUCAGUACAUGAUCGCCAUCAUCAACAACUGCCAAACAUUUAAGGAGUCGAUAAACAGCCUAAAGAAGAAGUAUUCUCAGAGGGCGGAGCCCACCCCGAACGACGCUGCCAUUGAGAAGACGCUGAACGAGGUGGCCAAAGAUGGCUGCCAGUUCCUGCUGGACGAAGUCUUCAUGGACCUGGAGCAACACCUCAAUGAGCUUCUCACCAGGAAAUGGCUUACUGGCUCCAACGCAGUGGACACCAUCUGUGUGACUGUUGAGGACUACUUCAAUGACUUUGCCAAGAUUAAGAAGCCAUACAAUACGGAGAUGACAAGUGAUGCCCACCGCAGAGUGGUGAUGGAGUACUUAAAGGCAGUGAUGCAGAAGCGCAUCUCCUUCAGAAACGCUGAGGAGCGGAAGGAAGGAGCCGACAGAAUGAUCAAGGAGGCGGAACAGUUCAAGUUCCUCUUCAGGAAGCUGUCCUCUGGUGGAGACACUGACCGGCUGUGUGACAGUAUAUCUGCCAUCGCUGAAGUGUUCAAACUCACUGAUCCGACUCUCUUGUACCUGGAAGUGUCCACUUUAGUCUCCAAGUACCCCGAUAUCAGGGAGGAGCACAUCGUGGCCCUGCUGGCGGUGAGGGGGGAUGCCAGUCGGGAGAUGAGGCAGAUGAUCAUCGAGACGCUGAACCAGAACAAGCCCUCCGUCGCUGCCAGCACUCAGCCCGUGUUCAAGGACAUUGUCAUCCCAACAUCCAUGACCUCCAUGGCAGUGCCAAAACUGCUGAAAUAACACCAGGGAUAAAACCAACACCGCACCCACAACCUGUGAUGGCAGCAUGUCGCAGUGUUGUUGGAACGGAUUGCCUUGUAUGCACUUUGAAGGGAGAUGACUCCCUGGCCAGGAGCUGAGAGGUGUGAAAAUCAGCAAUACUUACGGAAAGAGUAAACGGUAUAAGGGAAUAGUGAUUUUUAUGUUAUUGUACUGAUAGCGUGAUAACAUUUGAUACUUGAUGUACAGAGAACACUCGGUGUGUCCACCAGCCUUUUUUUCCAGGCGUAAUUAUGCCACAAACUAUGUAGAAAUGCAUGUUUUUCAGUGAGUUACAACAGAGAUACUUACGAAUGGUGUAGGGAACUGCUUUUUUACUGAUAUCGUUAACUUUCGAUACUUGAUGUAGAGAACACAAUGUUUCCUCCAGACUUCAUUUACAUGUAAUCAAGGCUGAAACCUUGUGUAAACGCAUGUUUCCCAGUGGUUUACAAGAAAAUCACUUCCAUGUUGCAAAAAGUCUCCAUGAUUAUCUUAUUAAA
Molecule: messenger RNA, 2902 nt
Organism: Megalops cyprinoides (Indo-Pacific tarpon)
Lineage: Eukaryota; Metazoa; Chordata; Actinopteri; Elopiformes; Megalopidae
Gene: exoc3
Product: exocyst complex component 3
Exons: 13
Coding region: 147-2381 (744 amino acids)
Biological process (GO): exocyst localization; exocytosis
Cellular component (GO): exocyst
Molecular function (GO): SNARE binding
Source: RefSeq, a predicted model, not a curated record